UGGAAUCUCUGUACUCAUCUCCCUCUCAACAUUCUCUCGUCUCUUCACUCUCAUUCUCCUCUCUAGUUUCUCCCUUCCAUUAUUCUCUCGUGAAAUUGAAGAUGAAUUCGUCCAUGAUCAAGCUCUUCCUUAUCUUAGGUCUUUUGGCCACAUCAUGCGUGUCUCAGGCUCCAGGUCCCUCUCCCACACCGACGUCAACACCACCCUCACCGACGCCUGCACCAACUACAGUUCCGCCGACGUCGACUCCAUCGCCGACACCGACUUCAUCACCAGCACCUGCUCCGGGCACACCUGCACCAACUCCAGCACCAACAACUGCCCCGACUCCUUCACCGACCUCGGCUCCUCCAUCUGAGGCUCCCACUCCCAGCUUUACACCUCCUCCGGCACCAUCACCAUUCUCUCCUUCUUCCGAGCCACCGGCGGCCGAAGUUCCCAGCGGAACCUUCGCUGCUGGGUGGAUAGACAGAGUCGUGAUCGCCGGAACUGCUCUCGCCGGGACUUUCUUGGUUGUGACUUUGGCUUAGAGAGACUGAUUCCCGAUUUUGGUACCCCGAUCCGGACUACAUCUUCAGUAAUUUUUUUUUCUUUUUACACGUGUUUUUUUUUAUUCUAUAUUGGAUUUGGACGGUUGAUUAUUUUUUGGGUUGACACGUGUACCGUUUGAUUUUGGAAAGUGGUGGAUUUUAAAGAUGGGGUUGUAGAUGAGAUGAUUUAGUUUGAAUAAAACAGUUUGCUAUUCUUUCUUUUUUC
Molecule: messenger RNA, 756 nt
Organism: Tripterygium wilfordii
Lineage: Eukaryota; Viridiplantae; Streptophyta; Magnoliopsida; Celastrales; Celastraceae
Product: classical arabinogalactan protein 2-like
Exons: 1
Coding region: 102-530 (142 amino acids)
Source: RefSeq, a predicted model, not a curated record